This is a messenger RNA of Gadus chalcogrammus (walleye pollock), 3082 nucleotides long. Its product is annotated as bcl2-associated agonist of cell death-like. NCBI's taxonomy places the organism in Eukaryota, Metazoa, Chordata, Actinopteri, Gadiformes, Gadidae. Gene Ontology annotation, cellular component: mitochondrion. The transcript has 4 exons. Gene Ontology annotation, biological process: apoptotic process. Bases 166 to 642 code for a protein of 158 amino acids. The record is from RefSeq and is a predicted model, not a curated record.
GCGUCGCAAUUGGUCGACAGACUGUCGUCCACUGUACGGUGAGGGAACCGUGCGAAAAGCAAGACGACUGAAGACACCACAAAAACAACAACCACGGUCAACUCGGACCACAACAUUGCCACUUUUGGGGACAGGGAAAGCACAAUAAAGAUUGCGGAUGUCACGAUGGCCGCAUCGUUUUCCAUAUCAGACGACGAAUCCGAGACCUCUGAUGAGUUAGAGGGGCGAGAAUUUCCACUUCAGGUACCCAACUGGCACCCUGCCAUGAGACCCCCAGUCCUCUUAGGGGGCAGUCGUACUCGGGGGAACUCAGAGUCCCAUGUGUCCUACAUGGACCAGGAGUUCCGGGCCGGGGAAGGGGAGGACGUGGGGUCCGGGGACGGCACCCCGUUCCGGAGUCGCUCGCAGUCCGCUCCGGCAGCCCUCUGGGCGGCCAAGAAGUACGGCCGGCAGCUCCGGAGGAUGAGCGACGAGUUCGACAGCUGGCUGGACAAAGGGGAGAUGCGGAAGGUGAGGAGCGCAGGGUCGGCCGGACAGAUGUGGCUCUCCCGCAGCUGGUGGAGCAACCUCUUCAGCCACCAGGAGACGGAGGUGGAGAACAGCGCCCAUCACCCGGAGAACCAGAGUAACCGCACCGAGUAGGGGGAGGCGGGGGGGGGGGUGGGUUACAUGGAUGGUUGGAUGGAGAUUUUUCUUUUUUUUUUAUUGGGAGGGGGGGUGAGGAAGAGGUCUGACGGUCCGAUGGGAGUCAAAAAAACGGAAUCUGCACCGAUGUUUUUAGAAAUGGAAAUAAUUUGGUGUAUUUUUUUGGUGGGGGUGAAACAGUAGAGUAGGUUGGCCGUCCAGAACAUACAAGUUCGAGAGGCGUUUCCUUGUAUCUGUCUGCGUUGUCAGGACUCGAUACUAGUUCACUAACUACAUCACUGAUGUAGAAUUUAGCAUCCAUCAUCAUGUUUUUGUCAAUCCUUCCCGCAAACUGUUAAAUCGCCUGUUAUUAGCAAGCUACAUAAAGGGGUUUGUAUCAACUGUGGCUGAGAUACAUUUUAGGAAUAUACAAUGAAAAACUGGCUGACCAUAAUCCCCCUUAAUUUAAAAAAUACCCAAAUAGGCAUCCACUGUAGCUAUAUUAUAUCUUUCCUUUAAAGUAGAACGUAUACCCCCUUAACAUUCUAACUGCAAUCAGUUGAAAGGAGAUUUUAUGACCAAAGUGGUGUCUCUUAAAGUUUCCUAGUUUUAUUGGCAACACAAUCUCAAUGUGUUUUGCAAAAAAAAAUAAUAUAUAUAUACAUAUAUAAGACUAUCAUAAAAUGCCUUUUAUCUCUCUAGUUUAGUUUAAAAAACAAACAAUCUCGACAAGGACAAUCACUACUCGGGCUUAACUUGUGAUUUCAUUUCCUACGGCACUAAUACUACUUCAGGGUUAAGAGUUUAUCGGACGACUGGCAGGCAUAGAAGCACAAGCAUCCAGCGCCGCAGAUCUGUCUCGCCAAUGCCUCCGGCAACCACACAAAGAAAGACUUGAGUCGCUAUAAAACAAAUAAAGAAAUAUCGUGUACAUAGGAUGUUGAUAUUGUUAUAGAAGGCAGGGAUUUAACAUGGGUGUAUAUUUUACCCAUUCUGCCAAACGAGCAAUAGGCAGUGUACAAUCGAAAGAGGAAGACGAGAAAGAACUGGUGAUGUGAUUUUCGGAGAGAGGGAAACAAGUCCAACCACUUCUACGGUAGAAGUCGAGGGCUAGGGGCGUGCGAGAGAUGGAUGAUCAAGUUAUUCAAGUUUCUGCUUUUUAAUAAAAUCAUUAAAAAAGUCAUGCAGUUGGGGGUUUUCAAACCCUGUGAAAAUCAGUUAAAAAUUGUGUUUUGUAUCGACCUAAAGCGGCAUUUGCCCAGUUUUUUUAAUUCCCAAAGUCUUGAUACAGUACUUAAAUAUCAACGACUGGUUGGGUUUUUUAAAAUAGAUCCGCAUGAAAAAAAUGACAUUUAUUGAAUAUAAAAGCAUAACCAUUUGGAUGAUUUGGUAUUUUUAACAAACGACAGACCAAUUUUGAGUGUAGUCUAAUUUUUAUGAAAUGGCACCAUAGCUCGCAGAAUGGAACCACUUUUUCAAAGUCUAAUCAGAGUAAACAUUAACUUUGAUAAAUCUGAGUGUAUGCAGAACAAAUUGUUAUUUUCUUUAAACAUGGUUUGUUUUCAAUGAGAUUUUUCUCACAAAGCCUUCCGAGUAAUACCACAAAGACCUGGACUACUGUUUUACAUUUGCUCUGAGACACACGUUCUCUCUCGGUGACAAUAUUCAGCCUAUUACAAUGGUUAAUGUAGACCACUAUAGAUGCUCGUUUUUAUUUAAAUUCAGGGUACUACCUUUGAAAGUAAAGCCUUUUCUAUCUAUGAAUCAUCUAAAAUUGUGGCUUGAUUAAAUGUACAGGUUUUAUAUCACUGUUAUUAACUUAAAUGUGAUUAUUGGUGACGAUGAUGGUGAGAAAUAUUGUUCCAUUUAUUUGCUGUCUUAUUCUCUUCCUCCCCACUUAUUCUGUGAUUUUGGUUGCUUGCUGUUGCGCAACCCCCCCCCCCCCUCGCUAGCAGUUGGGUUUUCCAGAACAAAUUGCUUAAGAUGUCAAUGUGUUUUUAACAAGAAAAAGUGUCUUUCAGCUGCAGAGAAGCUAGGGCUAGAGGGGAUACAAUGUAAGCCACGUACAAACAGACCAGCCCAGAACGGAGAAGCCCCUUUUCCUUACCUGACCGCCGGUCACCGGAAGGACGACUGUGAAUCCCAAAGCUUUCUGUGCUCUCUGCGCAACGCACUCGGGUCAAGCGCCUUCACAUUUGACCCCGAUCACCUUAAGCUCCUAUGGCUGACUGUCUCACACACACACACACACUAAACUUGUUCAGUGAUGUACGAUGUAUUACGUUCCACCACGGCACUCACACAUGGGUCCCUGAACAACCUGCUAGCUAGCUUUGCAACCAUAAUUUUGGUAUUACUUGAAUCCGGGGCCUUUGUUUUGGGGGAAGGGGGCUCUUUAAUAUUUUUCUUUUAUGGUUAUUUUUUAUCUUUUCUAUGACUUUUGUAAAUGUAUUUGAUA